Molecule: messenger RNA, 1281 nt
Organism: Fraxinus pennsylvanica
Lineage: Eukaryota; Viridiplantae; Streptophyta; Magnoliopsida; Lamiales; Oleaceae
Source: the annotation of a GenBank genome assembly
AUGGGACAAUGUUGUUCAUUUCAUGUUGAAAGUUAUCAUGUCGAGAAUCGUGAAGAGGAAAGAGAGGUUGAACAUGAAGAUCUGAUAUUUAGAGGCCAUGCUGGGGCACAUGUUAGGCUGCAAGGAUCAUCUAAAUUUGUAUCAAUGUAUACUCAGCAAGGGAAAAAGGGGGCCAACCAAGACGCCAUGACUGUUUGGGAGAACUUUUCAGGUGCGAAAGACACAUUCUUUUGUGCUGUGUUCGAUGGACAUGGCCCAUCUGGCCACAAGGUGGCACGCUACAUUCGCGAUGUUUUGCCAGCAAAAAUUUCAAUGUUAUAUAAUAAGUCAAAUGUUAGGGGCAAAAAUGGUAGUUUUGCAGAGAAAAAUGCAAAUGCUGAAGGGAAAAUUGGCAAUGGUCAUCCAUUUUUGUCAUCAUGGAAAGAUAAAAUAAUAAAGUCUUUCCAGGAAAUGGAUGAAGAACUUGAGGGUGAAGCAUCUAUUGAAAGCUACUGCAGUGGUACAACCUCAGUGGCUAUACUUAGAAAGGGUGAACACCUUAUAAUUUCGAACUUAGGGGAUUCUCGUGCUGUUCUAUGCACUCGAGACGACAAAGAUCAACUUAUUUCUGAACAACUCACAGUUGAUAUGAAGCCAAAUCUUCCAAGAGAAAUGGAACGAAUUAAAAGUUGCCAAGGCAGAGUUUUGGCAAUGGAUAAAGAACCAAACGUGUACAGAAUAUGGAUGCCAGAUGAAGAUUGCCCCGGUCUUGCCAUGGCAAGAGCUUUUGGAGAUUUUUGCUUAAAAGAUUUCGGCCUUAUCUCAACCCCUGAAGUCACUUACAGAAAGCUGACACAAAGAGAUGAAUUUGUCGUCUUAGCAACCGAUGGGAUAUGGGAUGUGUUAUCGAACAAUGAAGUAGUACGUAUUGUGGCUUCAGCGAAGAAACGAUCUUUGGCAGCUAAACUGUUGGUGGAUCAAGCUGUUCGAGCCUGGAGAUACAAGUAUCCGUCUGCCAAGAUUGAUGAUUGUGCCGUCAUAUGCUUGUUCUUCAAACGCCCGAGACCUUUGUUAACUAAGUCCAUAUCAGAAGUGACUGAACCGAGCUUGAAUCAUACAGAACUCGGAGAGCAUAGUUAUAUUGGAAAUGCGAGAACUGAUGAUGGGCUCGAUACAGUUUUGAACUGUAACGUGGAAGAAAGCCCGGAAACUGCUCCUAAUGGUGGUGAUCGAUUGGAUUCUGCAACACAUCGGCCUCGAAAAAGAAGAUCAGAAAAGAAAAUUGAUCAGGUUGGAGACUGA